Pipistrellus kuhlii (Kuhl's pipistrelle) is the source of this 1598-nucleotide messenger RNA. RefSeq names its product immunoglobulin binding protein 1 (gene IGBP1). Lineage: Eukaryota; Metazoa; Chordata; Mammalia; Chiroptera; Vespertilionidae. Gene Ontology annotation, biological process: regulation of signal transduction; regulation of dephosphorylation. The transcript is spliced from 6 exons. Gene Ontology annotation, cellular component: cytosol. Gene Ontology annotation, molecular function: protein phosphatase 2A binding. The record is from RefSeq and is a predicted model, not a curated record. The coding region runs from base 427 to 1446 and encodes 339 amino acids.
GAUCCUGGAGCUCCAGCUGUGCGCAGCCCCGCCCCUCGCCGGGCGGGUCGGCGCGCGGCAGCCCGGCUCCGGGCAGCGCGCCGCUCGCGCUCAGUACUCAGCCUCGCGAGAGCCGCGUCUCUGCGCCCACGGAGCUUCCCAGCUCAGCCUCCGCGAGGAGGAGCCAAUCAACAGGGCUGAGCGUUUUGCUCGAGCGCUUGUUUCUCUCCGAGGCCUCCUACGAGGAACGACAGCCUGGUCCAAUGAGCCCGUGGCAACGGUUGCCAGGGCAGCCGACAGCUGGUUCCGAAGGUUCUCGGGCGCUUAGGCAACAAUGGGACCGCUGGCCCGAAGGAGCGCCCCUUCCGGUUUCGUAGGCUUCCCCGGAGCCCCGCAGCUGUGUCUAACCCCGGAAAUGAGGUCUUCCGGGUUUCGCCCUCCCUCAAGAUGGCUGCGGCCGAAGAAGAAGAGUUACCGCUGCCCCGGCUACCCGAGCUGUUUGAUAUCAGCCGACAGCUUCUGGACGAAGUGGAAGUAGCGACGGAGCCCACCGGCUCCCGGGAAGUCCAAGAGAAGGUCUCGAAAGGACUCCAGCACCUUAAGCAGGCCGCCGAAAUGUUAGCGCAGCUCGACUUGUUCAGCCGAAAUGAAGAUUUGGAAGAGAUUGCUUCCACCGACCUGAAGUACCUGAUGGUGCCAGCAUUUCAAGGAGCCCUCGCCAUGAAACAAGGCAACUCCAGCAAGCGCUUAGAUCAUUUGCAAUGGGCUCGAGAACACUUUUUAAACUACUUAUCUCAGUGCCAGCACUAUCACGUGGCAGAGUUUGAGUUGCCCAAAACCAAGAACAACUCAGCUGAAAAUAACACAGCUAGUUCCUCCAUGGCCCAACCUAGCCUCGUUGCUAUGGCAUCUCAAAGACAGGCUAAAAUAGAGAGAUACAAGCAGAAGAAGGAGAUGGAGCAUAGGUUGUCUGAAAUGAAAUCUGCUGUGGAAAGUGGUGAAGCAGAUGAUGAGCAUGUUCGUGAGUAUUACCUCCUUCACCUUCGAAGGUGGAUUGGUAUCUGCUUAGAAGAGAUUGAGAGCAUUGACCAGGAGAUAAAUAUCCUGAGAGGAAAAGACUCUUCAAAAGAGGCAUCAACUUCUCACUCAUCUCGCCCGUCCAGGCCUCCCAUGAAACCCUUCAUUCUCACUCGGGAUGCAGCCCAAGCCAAAGUAUUUGGAGCUGGUUAUCCAAGUCUGGCAACCAUGACAGUGAAUGACUGGUAUGAGCAGCAUCGGAAGUUGGGAGCUUUACCAGAUCGGGGAAUAGCCAGAACAACGUCAGAGGCCAAAAGAGCGGAUCAACAAGAAGAUCAAGAACAAAGGGAGGAAGAGGAGGAUGAGCAAACACUCCACCGAGCUCGGGAGUGGGAUGACUGGAAGGACACCCAUCCUAGGGGCUAUGGCAACCGAAAGAACAUGGGUUAGUCUUUCCACAACAAGAUGAGACGACAGGGGGCACACAUCUUCCCCACAAAGGAAAACUGCGCAGUCUUCCCCUCUCUGGGCUCCUGCUUCAGCUCUACCAGGAAGGCAAAGACACCUAAUCUUGCUUUGCGUUCAAUAAAGUGUCAAGCAAU